Seriola dumerili (greater amberjack) is the source of this 3800-nucleotide messenger RNA. RefSeq names its product phospholipase C delta 3 (gene plcd3a). Gene Ontology annotation, biological process: lipid metabolic process; intracellular signal transduction. The record is from RefSeq and is a predicted model, not a curated record. The transcript is spliced from 15 exons. The coding region runs from base 93 to 2465 and encodes 790 amino acids. Lineage: Eukaryota; Metazoa; Chordata; Actinopteri; Carangiformes; Carangidae. Gene Ontology annotation, molecular function: phosphatidylinositol-4,5-bisphosphate phospholipase C activity; calcium ion binding.
CCUCCGAACUUCGCACUGUCGACCCCGAUUCAACGCGGCAAGCUUUGAGUAGCCCGCAUUCAUUUUCGCUGGAGUUUCCGUAAGUUGCAAUAAUGUUAGGCAGCGGCAAGUCACCGGCCACCAGUCCCAGGGAGCAGAGCAGGAAAGUGGCCGAGAAGACGACGGACUCCAUCAGGAGGCUCGGGCUCCUGGACAACGAGGACAUACGCACGAUGAUGCAGGGCUGCAACAUGGUGAAAGUUCGCUCCCCGAGGUGGCAGAAGAGCCGAAACCUGCGGCUGCUGGAGGACGGACUCACCGUGUGGUGCGAGUCCACCAAGAGCUCCCGCAAAGCCAAAGCCCAGCAGACGUUCGCAGUGACAGAGGUGGAGUGUGUGCGCGAAGGCUGCCAGUCCGAGGCGCUGAGGCGGCUGUCCGGGUCUGUGCCGGAUAACCGGUGCUUCACAGUGGUCUUCAGGGGAGCCAGGAAGAGCCUGGACCUGAUGUGCCCCUGUGAGGUUGAAGCCCAGCGCUGGGUGCGAGGGCUCCGCACGUUAAAGGAGCGAGUGGCCAACAUGACUCAGAAGGAGAAACUGGACCAUUGGAUCCGAGGCUACCUGAGGCGAGCGGAUCAGAACCAAGACGGCAAGAUGAGCUACGAUGAAGUCAAACGGCUGCUGCAGAUGAUCAACAUUGACCUGAGUGAGCAGUAUGCCCGCUGUUUAUUCAAGAGGUGUGACCGAUCCGGCGAUGGCCGUCUAGAUCAUAUAGAGAUAGAGGAGUUCUGCAGGGAGCUGCUGCGACGGCCCGAGCUGGAUGCCGUGUUCAGGCACUAUUCGAGUAAUGGUUGUGUGCUCUCCACUGCUGAGCUGCGCGACUUCCUGGGAGACCAAGGCGAGGACGCCUCGCUGAAUCAUGCUCAGAGCCUCAUACACACCUAUGAGCUCAAUGACUGGGCUCAGACGAACCUGUUCAUGACCCAGAAUGGUUUCACCAUGUACAUGCUGUCGCUGGAGAACGAUGUGUUUAACCCCGACCACGCCAGAGUCUAUCAAGACAUGAGCCGCCCCCUGGCUCACUACUUCAUCUCCUCGUCGCACAACACCUACCUUACCAAGGACCAAGUCACCAGCGCCAGCAGCACAGAGCCGUACAUCAGGGCUCUGAAUAAUGGCUGUCGCUGUGUGGAGCUGGACUGCUGGGAUGGAGAUAAAGGUGAACCUGUCAUCUACCACGGCCACACUCUCACCUCCAAAGUGCCCUUUAAGGAAGUAAUUGAAACCAUCGCCCAGUACGCCUUCAAGGCCUCCCCAUACCCUCUAAUUCUAUCCUUGGAGAACCACUGUUCUGUGGAGCAGCAGGCUGUGAUGGCCAGACACCUCCGCACCAUCCUCGGCAGCAAAUUGCUCACAAAGCCCCUUGGUGACAGCCCGCUGAAAGAUCUGCCAUCUCCCGAGGACCUGAAGGGGCGUAUUCUGGUAAAAGGGAAGAAGCAGAUUCCUCACCUUGGCCAGCUGGGCAAGACAGGCAGCUGUGCCAGCUUCUCCUCUAGCUCUGAAGACGAACUAGCGAGCAGCAAUAAGAACACACCCAAGAAGGAUCCAGCAAAGGUAUCUUGUAAACUGAGCCCUGAGCUGUCAGCUCUGGUGGUGUACUGCAGGAGCGUCCCCUUCCGUGGCUUUGAAAAUGCUUCUGAAAAACCACCAAAUGAAAUGUCCUCCUUCUCUGAAAGUGAAGCCCUCAGGCUCAUCAAAGACUCGGGAAAGUUUUUUGUAAGACACAACAGCAGGCAGCUGAGCCGGAUCUACCCCUCCGGUCAGCGCCUCCAAUCAUCCAACUAUGAUCCUCAGGAAAUGUGGAACGGUGGCUGCCAGAUGGUCGCUCUGAACUUCCAGACACCAGGGGAGCAGAUGGACCUGAACCAGGGUCGCUUCCUUCCCAACGGUCGCUGUGGAUACGUCCUCAAACCCAGCUUCCUGUGCAGCAACACGUGCAACUUUAACCCAGAGAUCACGGGAGGAGGCCCCGGGCACAUCCCCACCAAACUGACUAUAAGAAUAAUAUCCGCACAGCAGCUGCCAAAAAUCAACACAGAAAAGGCGAGCUCCAUUGUGGAUCCACAAGUGUGGGUGGAAAUUCAUGGGGUGGCUAUCGAUAAUACACGAGACAAAACACACCGCAUUGACAACAACGGUUUUAACCCACGGUGGGAAUGCACUCUAAGCUUCCAGCUGCAGGUCCCUGAUCUGGCCCUGGUGCGGUUCGUAGUGGAGGACCAUGACCACACGGCCAAAAAUGACUUUGUGGGGCAGUUCACUUUACCGUUUACAAGCCUUCGCACAGGUUAUCGACAUGUUCACUUAUUAAAGGCAGAUGGUUCCAGUCUGUCCCCCGCCACGCUCUUUAUCCAUGUCAAAGUGAGCCGCAAAGGAGUUCCCAUCAAAACUGUGUCCGAGCGUAUGGCCAUCGCCAAAGGCAUGGCAUGACGUUCAUCUGAAGCAGAUAGGAAGCUGCAUAUUCUGACAACAAAGGGCUUUGGAAAAAGAGCUCUGACUGUGAGGACAGACAGACUGAUGCUGCUGCUGCCAGCCGGUCUCCCGGUCCAGACCUCAAGUGGUCCAAUUUACACUGAGCCACUUCCCAAUGCAGGAAGAAAGAUGUUGUUUAUCAGAGAUGAAGAGGCAUGCCGGCUCUCAGCAAAUGAAUCGCCUCGAGCUGGAUAAUGAAUCCAUGAAACACUGUGGGAGUAUCUGGUCUUAUCAGUGCUUAUUGCUCUGGAAACAGGGCACUGAGGACUGUGCUUCAUGAAACACACUGAUAUGGGACUCUUUACAAAAAAGAAUUUAAAUAUUGUUAACUCUCAUACAGGACGGUGUCCCAUUUAAGUUGCUUAAAAGAUGCAUUUCAUCGUCAUCAUGUAUUUUUAAUUCUAGAAACUUUUUAACAUUUGAAUUUGGCUUUAACUUAUAGAAUGAGGAUAGUUUAAUAAAAGUAGCUCUUACUUAACGGAGGCUUUGAUAAGUGCUCUUAGAAGGAAUCUAAGCAUGACUAGCUGUGAUUAAAAAAUGAUAAAUAUUGUUUUACAAAUUAAUGUUUCAGUGCUAACUGUGAUGUAAUACAGAUGUAACACUGUGCCAGUGAUUGCCACAGGUUGUAUUGUGAAGGUUGAACAAAUGUUCUAAUAGUUAGUCUUACUUGAUUCUCCAGAUACUCUUGGCACUUUUAAUUUCUCUCAGGAGACAAAUGACAAUAUACAGUAUUUACACUUACCAACUAACGAAUGAACUUGAAAUAUAAAUUGUAUUAACUUGCAGAUUUAUGUAUGUUUACUUAUGCUCUUAAACAUUUUAAUUGUUGUAUUUGCUUCAGCGAUAUUUCACACACAAUCAUGUGUUUAGUCAAAUUGUGUUUGACUUCUGAAGAUAUUUGCAUGUUGCCUCUUUUCUAUUGACCACUGUGCAUUAUUACUUUUUUUGUUGCCAAUUCUUGUCUUUACUUUCUGAUCUUGUAAACUGUUGUUAAACACUAAUUGCUACAAUCAAAGACAACCAGCAAAUUACUGCAGGCUACAGUGAGUUGUUAAAUGCGACGAGGCUCCCUGAUGAUAAAGCGGUUCAGUAAUGAAGGGUGCUGCACGUGGAUUACUGUAAUAGCAGUAUAUAAGAUCAGGAUGGGUUUCAAGGUUUCAGUAAUAACUCUAGUGUGUACCAAAUGGUGAGUGAAGUACAACUUUGCAGUGUUAAAGUUUGUGGCCUACGUCAUGUGAAAGGCAGUUGUAUACAAGAGAAAAUACUGUUUUCAUAAAAGCACUAAUUACACAU